UCUAGAACAUGGGUCUUCUCUCUAAAGGAUGUCCGCUGUCGUGGUCUGAAACAAAACAGUACAGAGACGAAGUUCGGAAACGCGGUGUUUUGCAAUUUCUUCACAUUUACAACAGAGAGAAAGACAGAGACAACGAUGGUUUGAAAUGGGGCGAUGAGAUGGAGUACACCCUAUUGAAGUUUGACCAUGAGAACAAGAGAGUUUACUGUAACUUGAGGGCAAAAGAUGUUUUGGAUGAUUUGACACUUGUGGAACAAAAUAAUACCAGCACCUACCCAAUUUCUUGGAAGCCUGAAUUUGCCAGCUAUAUGGUUGAAGCAUCACCUGGGCAGCCUAUGGGAGAAAGUUUGGCAUGUUUUAACAUCAUUGAAUUGAACAUGAGUUUAAGACGGGAAGAAAUGAAGAGAUUUUUGACCGAACCUGGUGAAACCGUUCAGUCCAUCGUAGCAUUUCCGAGAUUGGGAUGCCCCAACUUUACCUUUCCAUUUUUUGAACCAACUCCGAACAAAGGAUUGUCAUGUUCAAUGUUUAUUCCGGACCAGGCUGUCUGUCAGAAUCAACUCAGGUUUAGCUCAAUGACGCAAAACAUCCGAGAAAGAAGAGGUUCAAAAGUUGCUAUCAACGUACCAAUAUUCAAAGACAUAAACACCCCUUCACCUUUUACUGAGACGUUUCCCACCGUUGAAGGAGAAGGAGCUGAGGCUGCUUUGCCAGAUCACAUUUAUAUGGACAGUGUAAGCUGCGGCCUUGGGAUGUCUUGUAUUCAGGUCACUCUCCAAGCCUGCAACAUCCAUGAAGCAAGGUUUCUUUACGAUCAACUCGCGGUAGUGAGUCCCAUAUUGAUGGCUCUGUCUGCUGGAACUCCCAUCGCACGAGGAUAUCUUUCUGAUGUAGAUUGUCGUUGGGGAAUCAUAUCUGAGUCAACAGAUGAUCGAACCCCGGAGGAGAGAGGCCUCGAGCCACUCAAGGAAAACAAAUUUGUGAUACCUAAGUCACGGUAUGAUUCAGUGAGUACAUAUCUGUCAGCUGAGGCGAAUGGUUACAACGACAUCGACUUGGUGUAUGACCAAGACAUUUACCAACAGCUCGUCGUUGCGGGCGUUGAUGAACCACUGGCUCGGCAUGUCGCGCAUUUGUUCAUUCGGGAUCCUGUGGCGUCUCUGUGCCUUGAAGACCUCUACAAAGACGACGAGGGAAGCUCAAAUCUAUUUGAGAACAUAAAUUCCACCAACUGGCAAACCGUGCGCUUCAAGCCACCACCGCCUGAUUCUUCGAUGGGAUGGAGAGUGGAGUUCAGGUCCCUUGAUGUACAACUGACAGACUUCGAGAAUGCCGCUUUUGUGACAUUUGUCAUACUUCUCACGAGGGCGAUUUUGUCUUUUGAUCUCAACCUGCUCAUUCCUAUAUCCAAGGUGGAUGAAAAUAUGGUCAAAGCGCAGAAGAGGGACGCUGUCAGACAAGGAGAGUUUAGUUUCAGGAAGAAUGUGUGGAAAAGUGUUGUUGUGAGAGAGGCUGAAAAUUGCCACAACAGCGCAGAAUUUGAAUUGAUGUCGAUCGACAAGAUUAUCAACGGCAAGGAUAACGAGUUCCCCGGCUUGAUACCACUCAUAAACCGUUACCUAGCGACCACAGAUGUCGACUUCAACACACGCUGCACUAUUUCCCAAUACCUGAACCAUAUUUCGAAAAAGGCCUCUGGUGAAUUGCUUACAACAGCUCAGUGGAUUCGAAGAUUUGUGGAAAGUCACACGGAAUACAAGAGAGAUUCUGUAGUCAGUGAGAGAAUUUGUUUCGAUCUUUUGAGAAAAAUCGAUUGUGUUGGCCAAGGAGAGACUAAAGCUCCCGAACUCUUUGGGGAGGCUGCUACUUUGAGGAUGGGUGACGCUGUAUUUAAGAAGUAUCUUGAAAUCAAAGGGAAGAUUAAAAGCUUUGAAGAUGACGGUAAAAUAAGAAAUAACAUCUUGAUGAGGUGGAAUCUUUUAAAACCAAAUUGUUAAGAUUGUGAAUGUCACCAACAGAAAUGAAGUCUUGGUUUACGUAGUAUACGAAAUUGUAUGUAUUUAUGGACUGUACCAUUAAUAUCUGUCAUCUACUAUUUGUGACGGAUCCUGAUAAUAGAUUAAUAUCAGUAUCUGAACAACGGCGGACCUACCCCACCCCUACAUGUAAAUCAACAUUAGCCUUCUUAUCACUUUAAUAGGCUGGGGGGGGGGGGGAGGGUAAGUUCGUGCGUAUUUGGUCAGACACUGACAUUGAUCCAUGAUCUUUACCGUUCAAAGUGUUAACCUUCGUCAAGAUUAAAUGACCGACAAUUUAUUACUCUGCAUUGAACGAAAUAUUUACAAGUUCAUUACACUGCCGUUUAUAUCGUUUACUGGCGAUUGAGCAUCGGAGAGAAAUCGAGAGAAGAUCAAAUACUUAAAUGCUUUAACCAACAAUUUAUUAAAUGUAUUUUGCAUUAUUAACUUUUCUCUUUGCAUGCAAAUAUCCCGAAAGGUGUUUUACGGACACGGGUUGUAUAUCAGUUGUAUUUAUAAAUACUGCCUUUUAUGAAAGAAAAUAA
Molecule: messenger RNA, 2563 nt
Organism: Pocillopora verrucosa
Lineage: Eukaryota; Metazoa; Cnidaria; Anthozoa; Scleractinia; Pocilloporidae
Product: glutamate--cysteine ligase catalytic subunit-like
Biological process (GO): glutathione biosynthetic process
Cellular component (GO): glutamate-cysteine ligase complex
Molecular function (GO): glutamate-cysteine ligase activity
Source: RefSeq, a predicted model, not a curated record